This is a messenger RNA of Parascedosporium putredinis, 231 nucleotides long. The record is from the annotation of a GenBank genome assembly. Lineage: Eukaryota; Fungi; Ascomycota; Sordariomycetes; Microascales; Microascaceae.
AUGGCGGCGUCGACGAGUGCGAUCGACCGUGGUGUUCGGGGCCAGGAGGAGAGUAAUCCGAUGAGCAUGAGCCUUCGGGAGAUCAACCCGAACCUCACGAGCAGCUUCUCCUUUGACCCAAGCGUCAGCACCAUGUCUCUGCCAGCGGAGAACAUGACACUUCCGAUGCUGAAGAGGCCAACGCGAGGCAAGGGCAAGAAGAAGAUGGCGGAGUUGGAAGGCUUGGCCUAG